This is a messenger RNA of Coccinella septempunctata (seven-spotted ladybird), 1161 nucleotides long. RefSeq names its product toll-like receptor 13. Gene Ontology annotation, molecular function: protein binding. The transcript is spliced from 2 exons. Bases 150 to 890 code for a protein of 246 amino acids. The record is from RefSeq and is a predicted model, not a curated record. NCBI's taxonomy places the organism in Eukaryota, Metazoa, Arthropoda, Insecta, Coleoptera, Coccinellidae.
CCAUUACAAUAAUCAAGUGUCGAUAACCUCCGCAAAACCUUAAAAAAAGGUCACGUGCAUCUCAAGAUUGCGAACGCAUAUAAAAGAAAUUUCCCGCACAUUUCACAGACAUAAAUAUAUCUGUAGCCCUUCUACCAAUUUCAACAGAAAUGAAAAUGUUCACGUAUCCCAUCAUCAUUGUCUCAUUUCUGAGUAUAAGUCAAGCUGCCCAUAUUUCAACUCCAGUCCCACUUUGCGAAGGAGCAACUCUCGUAUACGAAUACAAGGGUCCAAUUCCAGAGGAUAAACUGAGAACUGGAGAUCAUGUACACAUAAUUUCCAGCGAGAUCGAUGUAGGAAAACCUUCGACCACCUUUCCAAACCUCCUUCACGUAGCCAUAGAAAAAAGCAGCUUCAAAGGGGACUUCCAAAAAUUCAUGACCACCUUACCAUCCGUCACCAGAUUAGUUCUAGAGAACAACCAGGUGGAGAAUUUCAAAAUAGACAACCUUAACGUACUUCCCAACCUGGAAAUCCUGGGCAUCAAAGGUCAAAGUAUAGGAAAUUUAAACGCUGGCAUUUUCUCCAAAUUCGUUCAUCUUAAAGAACUCCAUCUGGUAUCAGCAAACAUUGGAGCAAUAGACGAUAUGGCUUUCAAUCACGCUGAAAAAUUGGAGGUUUUGGAUUUGAGCAAGAACAAACUGACGUCCCUUUCCGAAAAAACUUUGGGCCCACUGAAGAAUCUCAAGCAUCUGAUGCUGAAUCAUAACCAGCUGAAAGAACUGGCAGCCGAACAUUUGCCUGAACUUCCAGAACUGGAAAGAAUCGAUGUGGAAGGUAACGGGAUAACCGAGGUUGAUGUGGACAAUCUGAAGAAGAAAUGCCCGAAAUUGAGAGUAGUUAGAAUUUAGGAGAAUGCUUACAUUAAGGCCCAAGGGAGAGCAGGACCGUAUUAGCUUUCAUACAAUACGAAACAUGUGUAGUACUAUUUUUUUAAGAAUUUUCAUGUCUCUUAUUCGAUCUCCUGAAAAAGUUCUUCUGUUUGUUACUCGUGAUAAUCCUAGAUUUAUACCUCGAAGCUCUCUAGAUAUAUAGUGUGUCCUAUUGAAGUAGAACAAACAGUGGUAUCAUUGGAUAUAUAGAAUUGUUAUGUAUUUUUUUAUUAUAUUACUACUCUCCUUA